AAAAGGUCUUCCUUUAAAAGAAAUGGGCCAAACGGUUUUUAAACUUAGUAAAAAUGGAACAGCCUUUAUAUGUUAUAGUUUUCUUUUCUUUGUUGCUAGGUUUAACAAGAUGUGCAGGAAACAUAAAAACUUUUCCAUCAGACUUUGAAUUUGGAGCAGCAACGUCUUCAUAUCAAAUAGAAGGAGCUUGGAAUGUUGAUGGUAAAGGAUGGUCCAUGUGGGAUCAUCUCGUUCGUACCACACCACAGCGCAUCGAGGAUAUGACAAACGGGGAUACAGCAGCGAAAUCUUACUACUUAUAUAAAAGAGAUGUUCAAAUGCUUAAAGAACUGGGGGUCAAGAACUACCGGUUCUCUAUAUCCUGGCCGAGGAUAUUACCUUACGGCCGACCAGAUUACGUGAACCCUUACGGUGUUGCGUAUUACAAUGCUUUGAUAGACGAGUUAAUAGCGAAUGGUAUAACUCCAUUUGUGACGAUGUACCAUUGGGAAUUGCCUCAGAAUUUAAACGAACAAGGAGGUUGGUUGAACGAUGAAGUGGUUAACUGGUUCGGUGAUUAUUCCAGAGUUUUGUUUCAAAAUUUCGGUGAUAGAGUGAAACAUUGGAUGACUAUUAAUGAGGCUCACGUUCAUUGUUAUUUGGGUUAUGAGAUUGCGUUCCAUGCGCCCCAGAUAUCUGUACCAGGCGUCGCAUACUACGAAUGUAGUAGGAACAUACUUCUAGCUCAUGCUAGGGCUUAUCGUAUUUAUGAAGCUGAAUUUAAAAGCACGCAAAGAGGAGAAAUCGGUUUUGUAACGAGUAUGGAGUGGGGUGUUGCUGAAAGCAAUUCCACAAAUGUUAAAGACGCUCUAGAAAAUUUUCAGGCUCUCAAUAUCGGUCAACACAUGAACCCGAUAUUCUCAGAAAGUGGUAACUUUCCUCAGAAAUUGAUCGAUCUUGUUAAUUCAUCGAGUAUAAGACAAGGUUUGAACGAAUCACGAUUACGUCCGUUCACUCAGGAACAGAUCGAAUCGAUCAGAGGAUCUGCAGAUUUCUUAGGAUUGAAUCAUUAUACGAGUAGAAUUAUUUAUAGAAAUGAAUCUCUGAAUGGUACUUUCACGGUACCUUCGAUCCACCAUGAUACAUUUUACGGAGACUAUCCUCAUCCAUCUUGGUUCUUCCACGGUGGAUAUGUUUAUGAAUAUCCUCGUGGAUUCUACGAUUUAUUAAUUCAUUUGAAAGAUAACUACAAUAUUCCUAAGAUUUACAUCACAGAGAACGGUGCUCCGUCUCUCAGAGGUCUCAAUGACACCCAUAGAGUACGAUAUUAUAGGGAAUAUUUGAGCGCGAUGAUUGAUGCCAUUGAUCAAGGUGUCAACGUCAGAGGUCACUUCGCUUGGAGUCUAAUGGAUAACUUUGAAUGGACGUCAGGGUACACCGUAAGAUUCGGUAUCUACGAUGUUGACAUGGAGGAUCCGGAAAGGAAAAGAACGCCGAAGAAGUCUGCUUUAGUAUACAAAGAAAUGGCAAGAAGUAGAAUUAUCGAUUACGAUUAUGAUGUCGACCCUUACGCGCCCUCUGCUGCUUCCGGUAGAAAUGUGUCGAUAUUUAUAACUUUAUUUCUGGCUACACUGAAAGUUUUAGUGUAAAUUUUAUCCAAAAGGUCUUUUUUGGUAAUUGCAUGCCAUUUAAUCGCACAAUUUUUUCACAAUAAGUCAUGUCAAACUUGGUGAAAAUUAAACCCAGUGCCCAAUGGCCGCAGUCGAACAAAGAUGUAGGAACCAUAUAGAAAUUAAGAACUAGAUGUAUAAGAAUAUU
This is a messenger RNA of Papilio xuthus (Asian swallowtail), 1797 nucleotides long. Its product is annotated as myrosinase 1-like. Gene Ontology annotation, molecular function: beta-glucosidase activity. Bases 54 to 1628 code for a protein of 524 amino acids. The record is from RefSeq and is a predicted model, not a curated record. The transcript is spliced from 6 exons. NCBI's taxonomy places the organism in Eukaryota, Metazoa, Arthropoda, Insecta, Lepidoptera, Papilionidae. Gene Ontology annotation, biological process: carbohydrate metabolic process.